GCGCGGUGCAGUACGCAGGCGCGAGCGUUUGGGUCCGGACGCGCGCGGCUCUCGGUUGAAGCGGGAGUGAGUUCCUGGGCGCGAGACCCGGCAGUGGGCGGCUGACUGCAGGGUGGCCCGCGUGUCCUCUGCCGCCAUGGCAGCCCUGCGCUAUGCGGGCCUGGACGACACGGACAGCGAGGACGAGCUGCCCCUGGGCUGGGAGCAGAGAACCACCAAGGACGGCUGGGUUUACUACGCCAAUCACACUGAGGAGAAGACUCAAUGGGAACAUCCGAAAACUGGAAAAAGAAAACGAAUAGCAGGAGAUUUGCCAUAUGGAUGGGAACAAGAAACCGAUGAGAAUGGACAAGUGUAUUUUGUUGACCAUAUAAAUAAAAGAACUACCUAUUUGGACCCAAGAUUGGCAUUUACUGUGGAUGAUAAUCCUACAAAGCCAACCAACAGACAGAGAUACGAUGGUAGCACCACAGCCAUGGAAAUACUCCAGGGCCGGGAUUUCACUGGCAAAGUGGUGGUGGUUACUGGAGCUAAUUCAGGAAUAGGUUUUGAAACCGCCAAGUCUUUUGCCCUCCACGGUGCCCAUGUGAUCCUGGCCUGUAGGAACAUGACCAGAGCCAGUGAGGCCGUGUCACGCAUUUUGGGAGAAUGGCACAAAGCCAAGGUGGAAGCGAUGACCCUGGACCUCGCCGUGCUCCGGAGCGUGCAGCAUUUCGCUCAAGUGUUCAAGGCCAAGAAUGUAUCUCUGCAUGUGCUCGUGUGCAACGCAGCGGCGUUUGCUCUGCCCUGGAGCCUCACGAAGGACGGCCUGGAGACCACCUUCCAGGUGAACCACCUGGGGCACUUCUACCUGGUGCAGCUCCUGCAGGACGUCUUGUGCCGCUCAGCCCCGGCCCGAGUCGUUGUGGUCUCCUCGGAGUCCCAUAGAUUUACAGAUAUCAAUGACUCCUCGGGAAAACUAGACUUCAGCCGCCUCUCUCCUUCGAAAAAUGACUACUGGGCCAUGCUGGCUUACAACCGGUCCAAACUCUGCAACAUCCUCUUCUCCAACGAGCUCCAUCGCCGCCUCUCCCCAAGGGGGGUCACGUCGAACGCAGUGCACCCAGGAAACAUGAUGUACUCCUCCCUGCAUCGCAACUGGUGGGUGUACACGCUGCUGUUCACCCUGGCCCGGCCCUUCACCAAGUCCAUGCAACAAGGAGCUGCCACCACCGUCUACUGUGCUGCUGCUCCCGAGCUGGAGGGCCUGGGAGGGAUGUAUUUCAACAGCUGCUGCCGCUGCUUGCCCUCCGCGGAGGCCCAGAGCGAAGAGACGGCGCGGGCGCUGUGGGCGCUCAGCGAGAGGCUGAUCCGGGAAGGGCUGGGCAGCCAGGCCAGCUAGGCCGAGCGCGGGCCCCAGCGUGCGUGCCAACGCCGGGCCCCUUCCAGCCUGUCCAGGGGCCUUUCCGUGCCCUCUGACACGGAUCCGCCAGAGUCAAGGAAGUAGGAGCAGCCACAGCAGAUGGGAAAAUGUUAGUACCAACGGGAAGCAGGGAAUUCAUUCCAGGGGUAAAGGGGCAGUCUCUCUCUUCUGGGGCUGGCUUAGGUUUGGGUCCCUUUGCUUUUCUGGUGGUGGCCUGUUUGAAAGUGACCCUCAGUUGGUACGUGGGGUCCUUGUCUUAUUGUAUUCUGUCACCGUUUAGAAUGGCCCAGUGCCCCUGUCCCACCCACCAUCUCCACCGCCACCGUGGCCACACGGCAUCUAGGAGCUUCCUCCCGGUUAGGGAAGAAAAAGUGAGUGUCUGUCCUUCGCUGUAUUGACCCAGGAGAUCAUUGUUUCAUUCAUUCUGACCAAGUCUAAGUGGGCCUGGCAACUCCCGGGAGCGAGCGCUGAACCUCGUCCCCGUCAGUGAAGAUGGAGGUGACACUGUGACGCGGAGAAACCGGUGGAAUAGAUAGAGCUACGAUCCCGAAGGUCCUGGUCCUUUGACUCCCUUGCCAAACUAGAGAAAAAUUUCCUUAGAGAGAAUUGCAAACGAAUUUUGCCAGACACCCCCUCGAUGCCUUGACAGGCAAGGAAGGAAGCCCGGUGUCCACAGGCAUUUACAGGAUGAUUUCGGGGUGUGGGUAAAAGUCGUUCUCUUCAUUAGUCACUCACAGUUUCAAGCAGCAGCCCCCUGGCGGAGGGUCAGAGCCCCUCAGUGCUCCCUUGUUAGCGUCCUGCCUAAACGUCCUGUCCCCUCUCCCAUCCUGUGCUUAAUAAAAGAG
Molecule: messenger RNA, 2247 nt
Organism: Molossus molossus (Pallas's mastiff bat)
Lineage: Eukaryota; Metazoa; Chordata; Mammalia; Chiroptera; Molossidae
Gene: WWOX
Product: WW domain containing oxidoreductase
Exons: 9
Coding region: 137-1381 (414 amino acids)
Biological process (GO): hippo signaling; positive regulation of transcription by RNA polymerase II
Cellular component (GO): cytoplasm; nucleus
Molecular function (GO): transcription coactivator activity; protein binding
Source: RefSeq, a predicted model, not a curated record